AUCUGCAGCUUCUGGUUUGUGAUAUGUGCGUGUUGUGCUUCUCCACUUCACGUUGACGUCAUGACGGCCAAAAUGGAGCUUGCGCCGCUCAGAACGUGGGAUGAUUUUUACCCCGGAACGGAGCGCUUCGCCAAGCCGGAGUUUGGAGAUGUGGCGAGGUGGAACAACCGUGUGAUCAGCAAUUUAAUGUACUACCAGACGAACUACUUCGCCGCGGCCGUGGUGGUCUUCCUCAUCGUUGGGUUCCUGAACCCACUUGGGAUGUUUCUGGGAGGGACAGUUGUGACUUUGGUGUUCAUGGGUUCCGUGUGGGCUGGGGAGAAUCAAGCCACCAUCAAGAACUUCAAGAGGAAGAACCCGACCCUGUUCGUCAUCGGCGUCAUGGUCACCAGUUACUUCCUGCUGUCCCUGUGCGGCGGUGUCUUGGUUUUCAUCUUCGGCAUCACUUUCCCCUUGUUAUUAAUCCUCAUCCACGCCUCCCUGCGACUGCGCAACAUGAAGAACAGACUGGAGAACAAGAUGGAAGGCGUCGGAAUGAAGAAGACUCCCAUGGGCGUCAUCAUGGAUCUCUUGGAUCAGCAGGAGGAGAACGUGAACAAAAUUCAGGAUUUUAUCGAAAGCAAAUUAAAGCAGUAAGGUUGUAGGAGAAAGGGAUGUUUGCUCCAUCAUCACGCAUGCCAUGAGUAGAAUGGCGUUGUUCCUUUUGGCCCCCCGGUCUGCCAUUUUGCUUCUUUUUUUUUUUUUUUUUUUUAUUACAGUUAGACGAACACACUACUUAGCGUUUACGCAGCUUUCAAUAGUCAGAGUUGAAAGGCAGAUGGCACCAGCAAAGGUUUCAGUAUUCCCAAGUCAAAAGUUUUAAAAAUACACAUCUCCUUGACGAUAUUGCACUCCUUAGAUCCCAACCUGGGUCCCAUUUUUUUUUUUAAUCUUUGAUUUAAUUGUGCUGCCUUGUUGAAAUAAUUUCUAGUUUGAUCCUACCCAUUAUAAGAAACCCAUUGCAAAAACGCAGAUUUAUUUCUUCCAUCUUGUCAUUUUAGGAUCCAACACUAAUGUGUGUCUGGUGUACAUGUGUUGUCACUCGUAAUCCUGAUUAUAAAUAGAACAAUUUUUCAGGCGGUGUGACCAUGUGCUGAAAGCUUCGAGGAGCCCAAGUUUAUCCCCGCUGAUCGCUGCUUUUGCAAUUGAAAAGGAAUGGCUCGUUCAGCUUUAUUCUACUAUCGUAUGUAUAUGUUUGCUGUUUUGGGUGUAUUAUUUCUAUUAUAUCAUGAAUAUAGUGGUGUAGGAUGCCUACAGUUAUUGCUUUUACUGAAUGGAUCAGUACUGGAUUGGCAACUCGUAUGUAUUGAAUGAAGAAAAAUGGUAUCUGUAACAUUGCUUUUACGCUGCUGCCGCGUUAGCGAUCUUUGAAGCUUUUCUCGUGUGCACAUUGCACAAUUUUUGCAUGAAGGCCAUUUAGAGAGGUGGAGUGGAUGGAUGCAAUAUGUUGUCCUCAAUCAUACGUGUCACCCCCGCGCCCCCCAUUCAGCAACCGUGACGGUGUGAUCACGAAGCCAAAUAUUAAACACGGCUGUAUAAACCAA
This is a messenger RNA of Syngnathoides biaculeatus (alligator pipefish), 1583 nucleotides long. Its product is annotated as PRA1 family protein 3-like. Gene Ontology annotation, cellular component: membrane. The coding region runs from base 61 to 636 and encodes 191 amino acids. Gene Ontology annotation, biological process: negative regulation of transport. NCBI's taxonomy places the organism in Eukaryota, Metazoa, Chordata, Actinopteri, Syngnathiformes, Syngnathidae. The transcript is spliced from 3 exons. The record is from RefSeq and is a predicted model, not a curated record.